UGAUACGCUUCGACCACAAACUGAACAAGUUAGUGUGUGACAAAUGAUGCAAAGGCUUCGUGCACAGACCUGUGCAAAGCUGUCGAGGUCGCACUCUGUAAAAUGUGAAGCGGCGGGACAAGCGGACACUGUUAGGAUAGCUUUUAGAGGCCGGGAAGUGGAGGUGCCGCGGGGUUCGAAGCUAAGAACGGCACUGCUGCGCGCGGGACUUACACCACACAGCGAGGGUGCCAUGUACAUCAACUGCCGUGGCAUUGGCUCCUGCGGUACUUGUGCGGUAGAGAUCGAGGGCGAGGUGCAGCCUGCGGUCUGGACCACGGCGGAGCAGCUGCGCCUCAACUUCCCGCCGCACUCAGCCCCGGGAAAUCAACGGCUGCGCCUGGCGUGUCAGGUUGCUUGCUCCGGCGACCUGCUGCGUGUUACAAAGUACGACAAGUUCUGGGGCGAGGGCAGCGCCGCCCUGCCCGACCUGCCGUCCGCACACCCGGUGGCCGCAGUGGCGGAGGCACCUGAGGCACCAGCAGGAGCAGGCGGGGCAGCUACAUCAAGGACAGCAGCCGGCGGCGUGACGCCACUGGGGGAGCUCGAGUUCAUACUGGACCGCGGCGCACGGCAGGCAGAGCGGCGGCAGCAGUAGCAGGACGGAGUAGGUGAUGGAGUAUCAAAAGUAAAGGCAGGAAAGGCCGUAGCACUGGAGAGGACAGUGGAGCAACCAAGGAGCAGGAGUGCAACAGAGGAUGGAGUGGAGCGGAUGCCUGCUAGGGAACCAGCAGGUAACUGAGCACCAGGAGCAGGAUGACGAGCGGUUAUCCAUGCGGGGGCUGGCUUGAGAUAAGAAUUACUGGAUAGGGAAAUAGCAGGUGAGGAAGCACUAGGAAAUGCUUGAGGGGCACUAGGAAAUGCUUGAAGGAGAGCGCAGGGGGCACGAUUACAGCAAUGGGUGGGAUGGGUCAGGAAUGAGUACGCCAAGCGAGUGAUGUAUGCUUGAGUGUAGUUCGUGAUGGGGUACAGGGUCAGUUCAGGCCAGGGGUACAGGGGGUUGCGGUCAGGGGAGGUCGGUCUGCGGUCGUGCGAACAGUGAGUCCAAGAUUGUGCCCGAGUCCGAAUGUGGUCUGAGCCCGCCGACUCAUAGCAUGUCCUGGACGCAGAAGCACUCAAGCACUGUCAUGCGCAAUAGCUGGCUGUCGGAUUGGUGGAGCGGGACUGCGGGGGGGGGCGUGGUCAUGUGCGGAGCGGAACGCCAGCACUCCGCAGCCUCAACAUAACCCGGGCGGGGUCGUCAAAAUGAUAAACGGAGCAGGCAGGACUGGCAGGGGAUGACCACUGACACAGGGGGGGGGGUAGAAAGCUCAAUUUCUUACCCCAUGCUCAAAAUUACAGAGCUUAAGGAGAGCAUUAUGCACGUGCUUUUAGUUUUUCAAGGGGGUGUCUGGUGAGGAAGUUCUGGGCCGCCAAAGUUGGGGGUCGGUCCUCGUCCCUGAAAGUCCGUCGGGUUUCGGGAGCCCAUCCUGGCGGAUUUCGGGAAGCGCCCCACAAGCAGAACUAGGGGCCAAACGCAGCAGUGCGAGGCUCAUAUGUGUACGUUAUGACGUAGUAAGCACAAACCAAGCGUGGGAGGGCUAAGUUGCGCGUCCGGACGUGGACAUGUCGGGACAUGUCUCCACAUUCAACACAUGCGCACUGACACAGUGACACAGCUGGGCUCUGAAGCGCUGAUGCGCAUGAGUUCACGUCUAACAAGGCUGCCGAUGCACAUUGUCCAACCGUCACGAGGCAAAGAGUUGAGCGCGGGGUGGUCUGGGUCGAGGGGAUUUCCAUGGAUAGGAUCCCGCCCGUGACCGAAGUCUCAAAAACAGGACCGCUGAUGGCACGGAGUGGUAGUGCUCGUCAAGAGGAGUCGAUUGACACUACUUUGGUAUUAAA
Molecule: messenger RNA, 1923 nt
Organism: Chlamydomonas reinhardtii
Lineage: Eukaryota; Viridiplantae; Chlorophyta; Chlorophyceae; Chlamydomonadales; Chlamydomonadaceae
Exons: 4
Coding region: 44-637 (197 amino acids)
Molecular function (GO): iron-sulfur cluster binding
Source: RefSeq, a predicted model, not a curated record